AUGGCGGCCCGCGGCGCGGCGGCCGUGCUGGGGCUGCUGCUGCUGCUCCGCGCGGGCCCGGCCCGCGCCCGCGUCCAUCACCUCACCCUCAAAGAUGAUGUGAGGCAGAAAGUGCACCUGAAUACCUUUGGCUUCUUCAAGGAUGGUUUCAUGACAGUCAACGUCAGCAGCCUUUCCCUGAAGCCAGCAUUCGGCUCUGAUGACAUGGACAGUUUAUCAGUGGGGUUCAGUUUGGAUCGAACAAGGAAUGAUGUUUUUUCUACUUACCUGGAUGAAGAAGUGGAUUAUUGUAUCUUGAAGAAGACACCAGAACCAGAUGUCUCUGUUGUAAUCUUACUUCUGGAGAUCCAAACUGAAGUUGUGAAAGUACGGUUCUCUUCAGAAGCUGCUUCUAUGUUACCUAAAAUUUUAUUUGUAUCUGAGGAAAAUGGUACUGCCUUAAAUACCAAGCUGCUAAAAACUUCUGAACCAGGCAGUGAUUCUGGUAAAAAUCCUCCAAAGACCAACGAAAAUACAGAAGGCAGAGGUAAGAAGUCCAAACGAAGUACAACAUCCUCCCAGAGCAUGAUAGAACAAGAACAUCCUGUUCACAAUGACAGAGGAACUUUUUCAUUUCAGUUCUUUUUUAACAUCACCUCGGAUAAACAAGAAGGUCUCUACAGCCUGUAUUUCCAUAAGUGUGUUGGCAAGAAAGGGCCAGCUAAUGAUCAGCUGCUGUUUAGUCUUGAUAUAGAUAUAACGGAAAAGAAUCCUGAAAGCUACCUCUCAGCAGGUGAAAUCCCACUGCCAAAACUUUACAUUUCCAUGGCUAUCUUCUUUUUCCUGUCUGGGACUGUAUGGAUCCACAUCCUUCGUAAACGCAGAAAUGAUGUCUUUAAGAUCCACUGGCUCAUGGCAGCCCUUCCUUUCACCAAAUCAUUGUCCUUAGUCUUCCAUGCGAUCGACUAUCACUACAUCUCUUCUCAGGGAUUCCCCAUUGAGGGCUGGGCUGUUGUUUACUACAUCACUCACCUCCUGAAGGGAGCUCUUCUGUUCAUCACUAUCGCCCUCAUUGGCACAGGCUGGGCUUUCAUUAAACACAUCCUGUCAGAUAAAGACAAAAAAAUUUUCAUGAUUGUCAUCCCACUUCAGGUACUGGCAAAUGUAGCCUACAUUAUCAUAGAGUCAACAGAGGAGGGGACAACUGAGUAUGGGCUGUGGAAAGAAAUCCUUUUCCUGGUGGACUUGCUGUGCUGUGGAGCCAUCCUGUUCCCAGUGGUAUGGUCGAUAAGACAUUUGCAAGAGGCUUCAGCAACAGAUGGGAAAGCUGCCAUUAACCUAGCAAAGCUGAAGCUCUUCAGACAUUACUAUGUCAUGAUUGUGUGUUACAUUUACUUCACACGGAUCAUUGCAAUUCUCAUAAAGAUUGCUGUUCCAUUCCAGUGGAAAUGGCUGUACCAGCUACUGGAUGAAAUGGCCACGCUCGUGUUCUUUGUCCUUACUGGGUACAAGUUCCGUCCAGCAUCAGACAACCCUUACCUACAGCUCUCUCAAGAUGAUGAGGAUGACUUGGAGAUGGAAGCUGUGGUGACGACUUCGGGAGUAAUGGAGGGCAUGAAGAAAGUCAAGAAAGUGGUGAAUGGUUCAGCAGAGCCUCAGGGCGAAUGGGAAAGCACGGCAUGAUGGACUGGACUAAGGCAGCACUUUCAGAGAAACUUUUUUAAUUUAUUAAUAUUACUCUCAGUGGAAAGGGAGCAACUUGCACUCCCCACCACUGAAACUGCAGAGUGGGGUGUGUCUAGGGAGAGCAAAGCAGUGCAGAAAUAUAUCACUAUUCCUUUGAUCAUAAGAAAAUGGGAUCUCCUGGUACCUGCAAGGAGCGUGAAGCUUUCCUAGGGAUUUUGGGUAGCUUUUUUUUCCCUCCCUCUCUGGAUCGGUUCUUUAUUCUGAAUUGUUGCGUUCCUCAGAAUGUGUAAUACUAAUGUGAAGAGGGCUUUUCAGUGUGUAUGUAAAGAAUAUAUUUUAUAUAAUGCUCAUAUACACACACACAUACUUGCUAUGUAACAUGAAUGCUGGGACUUGCAAAGCCUGUCAGAAGGUGGGAAAAGAAGAUAAAGACAUGUAAGUAUUUUUUUUUUCUUUUUAUAAACUCCUUUUGGCUUGGACGAAGCAUUGCAAACCAAAUGGAUAGGAGCAACUGCAGUUAUUUGAGAGACUGAACAGGUAUUGGAUCAGAUGACUUCUGCCACUGCUCAUGCAAGUGUGAAAGGUGAUAAGUAUCUUCUUGUCUUAUCCCUGCAGGUGUCCACCUGAAUGUGUCAGGUUUUCAGAUGUGUUGUUAUACAGGAAAUGAGUGACUGUUCUCCAUUAAAGCACUAAACCUAUAGUGCAAUAAGCAUUUGUGUACCUUCUCCACUGUCCAUGGAGUUGCUCUUGACUCACCCCCACCUGACAAGAAGUACACAAGAGGUGUAAGACUGAUGCUUGCUUUUUAGGGGUCUGCCUAAAUGUUUACUUUCAAGCUGUGACCCAGAGCACUUUAGUUUGCUUCAUAAAAUAUUUUCAAGGUAUUUCAAAAGUCACUCCUUUCUGGCACAGUAUAAACAGUACCAGACUCUCCAGUGGAAAUCUGUCUAGCCAUUUUACUGCAGCAUAAAUCUCUGGUUCACAGUUACCCUGAGUUACUGGGCCUCUCUGAAUGGCUACUUAUACCUCUCUGGCUGUGUAGGAUUAAUGACACUGCUGUUUGGGAUGAGCUGAACUGGUCAAAGGGGUAUUUAUUGCCACCAAAAACAGGCAAUUGUAACUCCCUGUCCUAAAUGUGGGGCUUUUUUUCUUUUUUUGUUUUUUUUGGGGGGUUUUUUUUUGGGUUUUUUUGUUUGUUUUGGUUUUUUGUUUUUUUGGUUUUUUUGGUUUUUUUUUUUUGUCUUGAGAGGAGAAGAUGAUGACCAGAACCUUGAUGCAGGGGAAUAUGGAAUCCUUGACUGUUAGCUGCAGACUUGCAGUAGAGCCUUUACAGACAUCUUCCAAAAUGCCACAUUUUCUCUGUAGUCCCUGGGGUUGUCAGUAGGGCAGUUGGUGUCCAGAGCUGUAGUAGUGACAAUGGAUGUUCAUUUGGGGGAGGAUGGAAGUGGCUCUCUGGUGGAAUGAGGAUUAGCUUUAACAAAAAAUAAAUCAGCUGAAGGUCACUGACCCACUGAAGCCUUAAUAUUCAUGCAGGGACAUUGACAUGUGGUGCUGUGCAGCCAAAUGCUUCUGCCAGGGUGUCAGGGAGAGGCAUCAUCAGAGCUCUGGAUGUGCCAGCAUCAUUUACAGACUCAUUCAGGAAUUGGUUUUUUUUGGGGACUACAUUUCUGGGGCACAGCUGAUUAGAGAACUAUUAGCCACUAGGUUAUUUUAUUCUUCAAGCUGAGAAGGAUGAUUUCCUCUGGAAUCUUGAACCACUUCCUCACUCCUGAGCAGGAAUUGUGGAGUUCUUGGUGAGCUUGUCUGUACCAAGACUUGCUGUUUUAGGAGCAGCAUCACUUUCCCCCAUUGCCACUUCUUUUCCCAGGUGUUGGUUCUAUGCACCAUGGAGAUGGUAGAAAUAAAUCUGUCUGCUUUGAUGCCUGGAACAGCUUUCUCUUCAGAUAAAGCACAAGAAGAAGAACAUUUGUCUCUGGCUACAGAAUCCUCUUCUGUUUUUCUCCUCAGCUGUAACUUCACAGUAAUCACAGCAGUGAUAGUUUGACUUUUCUGUCAUUGCCUUGCAGUGAGACAGUUUUAGUGGGACAAGAUCCUGUAUCACUGGAAAGGCUGUUUGGUGACCUAUGAGCCUUUCAGGCCUUCUGUAGGAAGAAAUCUGCAUAUUUAGCUGAAGUGUGAGAAACUGGACCAUAAAUAAACACAGGCAGUCCCAGCUCAUCAUAUGCUUAAAUGCAAUACCUGAAAAACUCAUCCUCUUCCUCUGCAGUUACUCUGUCCCUGUGAAAAGCGUCACUCCCUGCAUCCAAAGGGCUGCUCAAACAGGCUGUAAAGUUUGUUCAGAGAAGCCUGCUGAAGACUUGCAGUGUGUUGGCACUGAGGUAUGUAAGGGAUAAGGAUGUGCUGUCAGGAACAAAGUGCAUCUGGACGAUGCUAUUCUGGAAUUCCUUUUGUGAAUGAGAUGUGAAAUUGUCAUGGGUGUGGCAUUUCACCUAGAACCACGAGGGCUGUGCUGUGAUCCCAGGGAGUGCUGAGCUGGUUCCAAACAGCUGCCUAUUCCAUACCUCAGCAUCAGUGAAGCUGACAAUUUGGCAAGUGCUGUUACCUUCGUCUCUUUUUCUCUCUUUUUUUUAUGUGUGCUUUUUUUGCUAAAGUUGCAUAUGGUGUAGGUUUGUCUGCCAAGUCCCUGGCUCACCAGUCAAAGGCCAAAAAAAUGGGUCAUUUCUUUUUGUCUUGGCAUGAAAAGCCACAGCAGUAUUCUGGAAGUAAUUUUUUUACAAGAGCUUUUUCCAAGUUCAGCCCUGAGCUUCAGCAGUCAGCUCUACAACCCAGUUCAGCUGGUGCUUUACACAGGAUGCCAAGCAGCAGGAAAUGGUCAGACCUGAGCACUAGGAAGAAAAAAACCAGUCAUGGACGAGUCAAAAACUGAAGGAUUCUUAUUGUGGCCAUUUCCAGAACGAAUUUUCUCUGGUACAAUUCCUUGGAUCAGGACAAAAAGUCUGUCUUGAUAGAUAUAAUGGAUGGGACAGCAGCUGGGAUGGUGGAGGGUGGAGGGGGAUGGGUGCAGUUGUGCUUUUCUCCAGCACAGCGAGUGCUGCACUGCAAAGCAUCAAAGACAGGACUGCUCCCUCCCCUCCUUCCCAGGCAAACCCACAGCGGCAUGACUGGCAUGGCAUGACUCCAGGGCUAGUGGAGUGCAGCAGCUUGGAGCUUCCCAGGCAGGAGAAUCAGUGCUUGCCUUUCACAUGCUGAUGGAUGCUGAUCUGGUAGCAAGCUCUGCCUCUCACAGGGGGGGAGUCGAGAGGAGCUGUUGUGGAUUACAGAUCGUUUAGGGAGAUGCAGCUUUGCUUCCCUGUCGCUGCUUUUACUGAAGUGAGGAGCUGAAGCAAUCACCAACAGUACCCCGCAGCAGAGUGCCAGGAGUCCUGGAACAGCAGGUCUGGUGCAGUGGGAAUAAAUGGUUUGAAUGCUUUCCCAUAUGCUGCUGCAGUGGAGCACUUGGUCCCCUCUGCAGACAAAAAUGAGAUUGGUUCAGUCUUCACUUGUAAUGCAGGUUAUGCCCCAGUAAAUCCCUGUGGAUGCUGACAUGUACAUGCCACUGCUGCACUCCUCCUUCCUGCUGGAGCUGCUCAGCAGGCUGUCUUCCAGAGGAAGCCUCCUUGCAGUGCAACUGCCAGACUCUUGCAUUCUUCGGGCUGGAAAAUGUUUUCCUUGAUGGUUCAUCAAGAGACAUACUAAAAGAAAGCAAGACAUAAUGGGGUCAUCUGGAACAGUGCUGCUGCGUGCUCUGAGUGGAGCAGUUUGAGUUGAAGAAGCCACAUGCUGUCCUAUUAAGAUGCUCUUUCAUGUUGUCGUCUAACUCGGAGUGUUGUGAUGUGUGCAGGGCAUUGUUCAGUGUUUCCCUCCAGCUGAGUGCCCUGUUCCUCGAUUUCCAUGCUGGCAUACCCUGGGAGAGCAUGUUGUAAAAAUUUGCUGCAUUGCAGCAUUUUGUCUGGAGCUCGUAGUGUGGAAGAUGUAUUUUUUCUAAGCUAAGUGGACUCUCUAGCAUGAGUGUGCAUCCACCAUGUAUCCUUGAGCACUGUAACAUUCCUUCUGGCCAUUAAAGGGCAUGCCCUGAUCACUCCAGUGUGCACAUCUGGUGCAAGUCCUGUAGAAGAUUUUUAGUGUUAAGUCUUUUUUCCUUAUUGUGUGUUCCUCUUAGAGAAAAGCAGUUGAGCCGCUGACAAUCAAAUUGAUGAGAAUGGGAGGAGAUUUUGUUGUUUAUUUGAAAACUGCCCAAUUUGAAGCAAAUACUGGGUAUUGUAGGCUCUAUUGAGCUCUGUGGACUGGAGUUCCCUAGCUAUUAAGGAGAGGGAAGGAAAUCUUUCUUCCUUUAGCCUACUUGGUUUGUCUCCUUCAAUUUGACCUGUCAUGCUAGCUAACAGAUUGCUGUCAUUUUAAAGAUGUUUUAUAGCUCCUGUGUUAUGAUCUCUACUUCACUCAUAGAGCACGUCCCCAUUUUUCACCUGUGUACAAAGAGUGAGGAGCUGUGGUCUGCAGGAGUGGGAGGUGCAGUGAGGUUUGAGUAUAGUGGGACCCACACUGAAACUGUGACCUUGUGUGUAGCAUCAGUAGCCUCAAUGUUUCAUCAAAGCUGAGGUGAUGCUGCCCAGAGACACUUGACCAAUGUUUCUUAGUGUUCCCUGGGGUUGAUUUGCUGUAAAACAUUGUUCUAAAUUGAAUUAAUUUGCCUCCUUUUUUGUAGCUGCUGGAUAUAACACUUUUGGACUGAUUAAUCACUUUUCCUUAGAAAUAUUGGAAAGCUAUUCAUUUUCCCUUUGUAGUGUCUUGCCUGGAUAUAGCAGUGAUCCAGUGAGAACUGCACGUGAUCUGUGCUCCCAAGUGACUGGAACGGGAUGUAGAAAAAUACCAAUACUCAUGUGUUGAGUGGUGUAGGAAGAAAGUGGCUGAGAAAAGCUCCUUAUGGGCUGUCUGGCUCAAGAACCCAUUUAUGUUUGGACUGCAGAAAUCCUCUAGAAAGGACAAUUCUUAAUACAUAUUUCCCUGUGGGAUUUCACUCAGUGUUCUGCUCUCUGUGUACUGAAGUAGAGUCCAACCUCCACAUUGUCAGAAGCACUUCAUCCUGCAGCCAGUGGAGCUGGUACCUGCUCUGUUAAAACAGAGUAUGGGUCUAAAUAGCUUCCCUUGCCCUUUAGGAACUAUUAAUAAUUAAUUCUAGAUCCUCUUGUGUCAUUAAGCAGCUUUAGGGCACCUUGUACAAUGUAGCUUUGAAUUCAUUUAGUAAAUGAGCUCCAGAAGAACUAAAAAAUACUUCUGUGUACAGCAAGGUCCAGUUCCUGGGGUUUUGGUGACCUGUAAAUAUCCUAUUCCUCAGUUCCUGUUCAGCUGUAAAAAUGGAUUUUUUUUCAGUAUUUUUUUAAACUUCAUUAAAAGAACAGUAAACAGUAUUUGAAGAGAAGCAAGGUAGAGACAAGUCAGGACAGUCUGUGUAACUUGGUUUCCCUGCUGUGAUGCAAAUGUGUAAAAUAAAGAUUGACCAGAAAGAA
Messenger RNA from Pseudopodoces humilis (Tibetan ground-tit), 7208 nucleotides. It is a transcript of the gene GPR107, whose product is annotated as G protein-coupled receptor 107. Lineage: Eukaryota; Metazoa; Chordata; Aves; Passeriformes; Paridae. Gene Ontology annotation, molecular function: clathrin heavy chain binding. Gene Ontology annotation, cellular component: membrane; Golgi apparatus; clathrin-coated vesicle. The record is from RefSeq and is a predicted model, not a curated record. Gene Ontology annotation, biological process: clathrin-dependent endocytosis.